Molecule: messenger RNA, 2161 nt
Organism: Papaver somniferum (opium poppy)
Lineage: Eukaryota; Viridiplantae; Streptophyta; Magnoliopsida; Ranunculales; Papaveraceae
Product: sugar transport protein MST6-like
Exons: 2
Coding region: 238-1788 (516 amino acids)
Biological process (GO): monosaccharide transmembrane transport
Cellular component (GO): membrane
Molecular function (GO): monosaccharide transmembrane transporter activity
Source: RefSeq, a predicted model, not a curated record
UCACUGGUAAUAUCAGAGGAAUAACAAAGUAAAUAAAUUCCGAGCUAAAGAAAAAGGUAAGAAAUUAUUAAAAAAAUUCAUUGAUUUUGUCUUAUAUAUCAAGGGUGGUGUCUCAGCAGUACUGUUGAGGUGCUGGUUACAAAAGCAAAGAAAAGUUCGAAAGAUUACCAUUUUUCUGGUGUGUAUAUAAGGAGCAAAAACCAGGCACUUGCAAGUUCUUUUUAGAAUUUUGGUAAAAUGGCGGGAGGUAUGGCAAUUCAAACGGAUACGAAGGAUUAUGGUGGGAAGAUCACCAUGUUUGUGCUCAUGACUUGCCUGGUGGCCGCAACUGGAGGUCUCAUCUUCGGUUAUGACUUGGGGAUUUCAGGAGGAGUAACGUCCAUGGAUGUGUUUCUGAAGAAGUUCUUUCCUUCGGUGUACAAAAAAAUGCAAGAUGAUACCGGAAAAACAAAUCAGUACUGCAAAUUCGAUAGUCAGGUGUUAACAAGCUUCACCUCUUCUCUGUAUAUUGCGGCUUUGGUUGCUUCAUUUUGUGCCUCCGUAACAACAAGAAUCUUCGGGAGAAAAGUUUCAAUGGUUGUAGGAGGAGUAAUAUUUUUAAUUGGUUCGGUCCUCAAUGGUGCUGCUGAGAAUGUAGCGAUGCUCAUUCUAGGAAGAAUAUUACUUGGUGUAGGUGUAGGGUACGCCAACCAGUCCGUACCAGUUUAUCUGUCCGAGAUGGCACCAGCAAAAUUAAGAGGUGCACUCAACAUGGGAUUUCAGUUGGCCAUCACAAUUGGAAUAUUGGUGGCGAAUCUUGUUAACUACGGCACAGCCAAGAUCAAGGGUGGAUAUGGAUGGAGAGUUUCUUUGGCUCUAGCGGCUGUACCAGCAAUCGUAAUGACCGUUGGUGCCGUUUUCCUUCCGGACACUCCAAACUCACUCCUCGAAAGAGGUCACCAAGAGAAAGCCAAAAGAAUGUUGCAGAAGAUCCGUGGAAAUGAAGAAGUCGAAGAAGAAUUUCAAGACCUUAUCGAGGCGAGUGAAGCAGCAAAGAAGAUUGAACAUCCUUGGAGAAACAUCUUACAACCAAGAUACAGGCCUCAACUUACCAUGUCCAUUUUGAUUCCGUUCUUCCAACAGUUCACUGGUAUCAAUGUCAUCAUGUUUUACGCACCAGUCCUCUUUAAGACUAUUGGCUUCGGCGAUGAUGCAUCCCUUAUGUCUGCUGUUAUCAGUGGACUCGUCAACAUGUUUGCCACUUUUGUUUCUAUCAGCACAGUCGACAGAGUUGGAAGAAGAAUGUUGUUCCUCGAAGGUGGAAUCCAGAUGCUCAUUUCCCAGAUCCUAGUAGGAGUCAUUCUGGGCAUGAAAUUUGGAGUAGAAGGUGUUGGAUCCAUGUCAAAAUCGAGUUCAUAUCUAGUAUUGUUCUUAAUCUGUGCCUAUGUUGCGGCAUUUGCAUGGUCAUGGGGACCCUUGGGUUGGUUAGUUCCAAGUGAGAUCUUCCCUCUAGAGAUCAGAUCAGCAGGACAAGCUAUCAACGUAUCAGUUAACAUGUUGUGUACAUUUGUCAUUGCCCAGUUAUUCCUCACCGCGCUUUGUCAUAUGAAGUUUGGUCUAUUCUUCUUCUUUGCCGGCUUCGUCUUGAUAAUGACUUUGUUCAUUUUCUUCUUCCUGCCUGAGACAAAGAACGUACCAAUUGAAGAAAUGAAUAACAUAUGGAAGAAGCAUUGGUUCUGGGGUAAAUACAUCCCGGAUGACGCUGUCAUUGGAGUCCACCAUACAUCCAUGAAGGUUUCCAAUUACUGAUCACACCGUUGCGUUGUCUUUGUACGUGUUGUAGUUAUCCCAACUGCUGCAAGCAAUGGAUAUAGAUAGUGCUGUAAAAGUUGAAAAGAGAGGGGGGAAAAAGGUGAAUAAAAGAUGUGCGCUGGAAAGGAAUAUGAAAACUGUGAGCGUUCAUGGCUACCAUGUCAGGCCGACCUCAUGAGAUGUACUAUCUGUUGUAUUUUUUUCUUUUCAUAAACUGAGACGGAUAACGUCUCAAACUCGAAUGUUUUCAUAGACUUCGUUAUUGAAUAGAUUUUCAAAAGAAUUUUUGCAAAAAGGCACGUCCCAUUGUAUUUGGGGCAUUUGUGUUAUGGGCUCUGCGACUGGGCCAUAUGUGUAUGAUCGUGAUGCC